Messenger RNA from Drosophila takahashii, 1943 nucleotides. RefSeq names its product protein SMG9. Lineage: Eukaryota; Metazoa; Arthropoda; Insecta; Diptera; Drosophilidae. Gene Ontology annotation, biological process: nuclear-transcribed mRNA catabolic process, nonsense-mediated decay. The record is from RefSeq and is a predicted model, not a curated record.
GUGUGUUCAAAUCACAAACGUGUUCAAAUCCAAGGAAAGGGGUUCCAGGUUCCAAGAUACAAAUAACCGGCCACCGAAUGGCCGAACCCCGUCGCCGUUUCCGCAACAAGAAGCGCGAUGACUCCUCCGCCGGCCUCCUGGCGCCGGUGACCAUUGCCCGUCGCGAGGACGCCCGCAUGGUGCAGCCGAAGAUUCUGCUGAAGAAGGAUCGCGACCGGGACAGGGAGUGGGACAGGGACAGGGAGAGGGAGAGGGACAGAGAUCGGGAGGCGGAGCGGGACAAGGAGAAGGACAAGGAGACGGAGGCGACUCCCGGCUGCUAUCCCGAUGCCCCGGCGGCCAUCAAGACGAUCAUCAUCAAUCGGACGAGCGAGGUGCGAUGUCCGAUGGGCAUAACAGGAAUAGGAGGAGCAGGAGGAGCAGGAGGCGUAUCAUCCGGAGGCGCUCCCCUCCCAGCCACCCUGCCCUCCGGCUCCGUUUGCGCGGCAUUGGUUAGCUCGGCUUCGAAUGGCCGGGAAAAAGGAACCACCACCGCUCCACCCAAUCCCCUCCAGGAGCUGCAGCCGCCGCGGAUGAACCGCCCCACGCCGCUGAUCGUGGCCAACGGGAUCUUCAAUGCCAAUGCCCGCAAGCUGUUCCACAAAACCAACACGGACUUCACCGUCAUCGGCGUUCUGGGUGGCCAGUGCUCGGGGAAGAGCACGCUGCUCAAUCUUUUGGCCACGGAGCGGCCCCUGGACUACGACUACUACCAGCAUCUGCUCUCUCCCGAGGCGGAUGAGUGCAUCUUUGCCACGCGGCACAAGGCGAAGCCGAACAAUAAUAAUAAUAGUAAAAUGCGUCCGCGCACCGAAACGCUGCAGUUCUUCAUCACGCGCGAGCGUCACAUCCUCCUGGACACGCCGCCUCUGCUGCCGGUGGGCAAGGAGCCGGAUCACCAGGACCUGCACUCCCUCGCCGCCAUGGCGCAGCUGCUGAGCGUGUGCCAUGUGCUCAUCCUGGCCAUCGACGGCCUGGCCGUGGAGCAGCUGCGUCUGUUGAACGCCGCUUUGCGCCUGCGUCCGACUUUUCCCUGCAAGGGCUAUGUGCGUGAUCAUCUGCCGCAGGUGCUGUUCGUGCGCAAUCGCGCCCAGCGGCUGGACUUUGAGCCGCAGCAGCGCGAGCGGCUGGACAGGAAGCUGGCGUAUCUGUACGGAGCCACCGGACUGCCCAUUUACCGGGGCAAAGGCGAGGCGCGCUCACUAAACACCUUCCUGCUGCCCGAGGUGAGCGGCAACGGAGCCACCGCCUUCCAUCCCGGCCUGGGCGAGCUAGUGCGUCAAUUUCGCGAGCGCGUGCUGGGCGCCACUCGCAUCUCCAUGUGCCACACCAGCACCGAACUGAGCGAGGCCAUCUGGUUCGAGAUCCUCGCCGAGAGCGCCCGCAAGGGAGCGCCGCACUUCGAGAAGAUCUAUGCGGAGAUCAAGCUGCGCCACCUGGACACGCGAUGCCAGUGGCGGGCGGACAACUGGCGCACCUUCUCCGCAGGCGCAGAGAGCUGAUCCAAGGAUGAUCUGCGAUUCGGAGGACUUCUAGUGAUUAAAGUUCCAAUAUCAAUGCGCUGGCCUCUCGUUUUACUAAACAUUUGUACAGAAACAGACAGCGGCGUUGGGGGUCGAAACGAGUCCAUUUUCGAACGAGUUGUUCAAAGUUAACACUUGUAUGACUGAUAUACACAUUGUUUUGCAGAUAUAUCAUACAUAUCCAUCAUUAAAUAAAAGACUCUCCAAAGGGAAUAAGUUUUCCGUUGAAAUUCAACGUUUAGCAUUCAACAUUGGUGCUUUGUUCUUUGUUUCUAUCAAAUCGAAUCGAUCAAUAAUACAGCUUUUGAGUUGGCAAAUUGGUAAAUUUGUAAACUAAGGCCACUGUAAAUGAACAAAUAAACAUUAGUUAUUUAUACUUAA